CUGGCCAAAGAGGUCGAAUGAUAUUUUCUGUGGAAACUUUUAGGACUAGAAAGACUACUUAUAUUUCUUUAUAUGAUAUAGGCCAAUCAUUUAUGAAAGAUUUCCCCAUACCCAUUCUAGGAAAAUGUAUAUGGUACCCUAAAUUCUGGCUGAUGUAAGUGAGGGGCUAAUUUAGAAACUAAACCUAGAUGUUUCAGACUGACUUGAUCUACAAACAUUUUAAAAGAUGUUUAACUUACAUAUUUUUGUGCUUUUCUUUGCAGGAAAUUGAUACUUUGUCAACAUGGAGAUGAAUCAUUUGUAUUUGGGAACAGCAGAACUGGGCACCAAUGACCUGUCAAGAGUUUUAUAAACCAGUCACACAAACCGUAUUCCAUUGCUCUCAUCCUUCAUCUCACCUUCAAACUUGUCUUACCUAUGGCAUUUAGGAGGCAAGUGAAAAAUUUUGUGAAAAAUUACUCAGAUGCUGAAAUAAAAGUCAGGGAAGCAACUUCUAAUGACCCUUGGGGUCCUUCUAGUUCUCUGAUGUUAGAUAUCAGUGACCUGACUUUCAACACGAUUUCUCUCUCAGAGAUUAUGAAUAUGCUAUGGCAGAGACUCAAUGACCAUGGGAAGAACUGGCGCCAUGUAUAUAAGUCCCUUACACUAAUGGAUUAUCUCAUCAAGAAUGGAUCAAAGAAAGUUAUUCAGCAUUGCAGAGAGAGGUUCUGUGACCUUCAAACACUAAAAGAAUUUCAACACAUAGAUGAAGCUGGAAAAGACCAAGGUUACUAUAUCCGGGAAAAGUCUAAGCAAGUCAUCACAUUGCUGAUGGAUGAACAAUUGCUGCAUAAAGAGAGGGAAGUAGCAUGUCGGACUAGACAGCGUACCUCCUACUCUGUGCCGUUCCCUAAAAGAUUACCUGGUACAGGUAGCUCACCAACAGCGUGUGCUUCUGCCCCCACACCAGAAAUUCCUGCUUCCAAGAACAAGCAUAAGCUUCUUAAGGUUGCAAGACUACAUCGUAAAAAAAAUGCUUCCCAGGCAGGAUCAAAACAAGAGCAGUGGCAAAACAUCCAGUUGCCUGGUGAGACUGCAUUAUCCCAGGAAACACUACCACUCAGGAUUAAUGCUUGGAAGUCAACAGAGGACCUGAUGUUAUUUUAUGAUGAUGACCCAGAGCCACUUUUGCCAGCAAUACCUCCUUCCAUUGUCUCUUCCGCUACGUGGCUGUCGGAAGGGGAACCUGAGGUUUGUAACCUCUGGAAUGCAGGUGCUAUCCCCACUCCCUCGGAAAAAAGCCCAUCUCUGCAGACAAAUGUGAGCUUGGACAAGAAAUCAGACAGUACUAUUACAAAUACUGUCGUAGGAAAGCCCUUGCACACGCCUCUAGAAAAGCAGUCAGCUGCAAAAAGUUUUGAAGCAUUGACAACUCUACCAGCAUUUCAGUCGUCAAGUAAAGAAGAGUUCAUCAGCCCUGAUUUAAGAAUAUCAAAGUCAGAUUCUACUUUUUAUAACCAAGCCUCUGUAGAGACACUCUAUGUCUCUCCCUCAUUCAAGACAUUUGACCCCGUAAGGGAGACUAUAAUCAAUAAGGACUCUCGGAAGCCAACCCCAUCAAGCAUGGCUCAGGUGGAUAAUGAAGACCUCCAGCCCUUAACCACAUGGGUUUCAACCGUCUCUAAGGGAACGUCCUCCUUUUCUACACUAUCCGUGUCAUCUCCCGAUUCAGCCUCUCCAGAGAAGUCAGUUCAUAUCUUACCCUCGAUUUUGGCUGGACCUUCCUUCUGGACUUUAUCCCAUCAACCGUCUUCUUCUGCCUCCUCUAAAGAUAGCAAUAAGACAGCCAGGGUUCAUCACCCCUUUGCUCCUAGGGGCCCAGUGUUUUCUGAUGAAGAGGAAAAUGACAACCUCAAUCUACCGGAAAUUCUUCCAAGUAACUCUGAUUCUGCUAAAAAUAAGACCAGCCAUAUCUCUAGCACUAAUUGGGUAGAGUUUUCCGCCCACAAUGUAGACCACUUCGCUUCUGUGUCCUGUGCUCGUUUUCAGACAACCAAAGGCUUGCCUGGGGAGCCUGAAUCAAACAAUUCUGUUAAAGUUCUUUUAGGAGAGGUAAAGAAUGCUAUAGUCAAAUUACAUGAAGAUCUGAGCAUGGUGAUACAAGAACUUCAUGCCAUCAAUAGCCAUCUAGUAAACAUGAGUGGGAAUAGUCAGCAAAUAAGUAAAUCUUCUCAGGCUACCCAGUCUUCCGAGGGUAGCUCAGGUCACAUCUAAUCAUCUCAAUAGCCGUGUUUGAUAGAACUCAUGUGGCUCCACUUCCCAAAGACUUAAGAAGUUAACCUUUUAUAGACUAUUAUUAUUAUGGCAAAAGUAGGGCGAUGGUAUAAUUUUUCCUUGUCAAGUUUAUUAGCCAGUAUCUUUCAAACCAAUAAAUUCGUCUGGGUAGUUUAUUGGGGUCAUUAAUGUUUUUAAAGAGAAAAGAUGUCACCUUUGGUCAUAUUUUCAGAUUUAAAUUAUUAGUUCAUUUGACACCGAAGAGAAUUUCAUUCUUGCGUGCUCUGUACUUUACCUCAAAAUAGGCUAAGCAUUAGUGAAAGUCGUUUUAAGACCUCAAACUGCAAAUGAGUAUUCCAGAGCCCUUAUGAAGCCCUUUAUUUUUCAACUGUAUGGAGCCCCAUUGUUAACAAGAUUUAGCCUUGACAUAGGAGGAGUAAGUUCAUUGUAUACAUUUCACAUGUUCUUUUGCCAAAUUUCAAGUUCUGCAAACUAAGGGCCGGAAAUACUCUUUCCCUUCUUUCGGGUGCCACAGUUAGUUGACUGUUAAAUUGAGAUGAAUAGGACAUGGAACAAGUGGUUUUUUAUUGUUAACCGAUGUUGCAAAGUGAAUUCAAAUGCAUACUUUCUUUUCCUUCUGUUUUGGAAAAUAAAUUUGAUAUUUUCCAUCGUGUGUGUGUCUUUUUUAAUUCAUUAAGACAGUCUUUCAAAUUGAAAUCCCAAUUACUUGUGGGCAAAAUGAUGUAGUCUGGGACCAUAGACCAGUGAUUCUCAACCCUGCUGCACAUUGGAACCUUCAGGGAAGCUUUUAUUUUCUUAGAAUAUUGUAAUGGGUUCCAUGUUUCCGUCACUAAGUUUCAACAACUACCAAGUCAAGGCUAAUCUUGUUUAUAUUCCUCUUCACUGAUUAUUUUGAGGAAGUAUGGGAAAUUUAAAAAGUAUACUAAUGCCUGGAUCCCACCAUUGUUAAAACACUCAGCUGCUAACUGAAAGGUCAGCAGUUCGAACCCACCAGGUGCUACAUGGGUUAAAGAUGUGGCAGUCUGCUUCUGAAAAGAUUACAGCCUUGGAAACCCUAUAGGGCAGCUCUACUCUGUCCUAUAGGGUUGCUAUGAGUCAGAAUCAACUUGACAGC
Messenger RNA from Loxodonta africana (African savanna elephant), 3388 nucleotides. It is a transcript of the gene ENTHD1, whose product is annotated as ENTH domain containing 1. The record is from RefSeq and is a predicted model, not a curated record. Gene Ontology annotation, cellular component: plasma membrane; clathrin vesicle coat; endosome. Gene Ontology annotation, biological process: endocytosis. Bases 418 to 2253 code for a protein of 611 amino acids. Lineage: Eukaryota; Metazoa; Chordata; Mammalia; Proboscidea; Elephantidae. Gene Ontology annotation, molecular function: phospholipid binding; clathrin binding. The transcript is spliced from 6 exons.